CAAGCUUGCGUUUUCAUGGCGUGUCCUUCGCUUUUACAAUCCACAGCGUUGUCGUUCCACGGCCUUGCACCGCCAUUGUGUCCGCCUGCCGUACGUAACCCCAUAAAUGGGUACGGCGGCGUCGUUUCGGUGAGGGCAACGGGAGAGAUUGUGUUGGUGGAGAAAUCGGAAGCCGAAAAACCUUAUCGUCUAAAAGCUAAUUACCUAGAGAAAAUAGUCCCUUUGCUUAAAGAAGAGUUCAACUACACCAACAUUCACCAGGUUCCAAAGAUUGAAAAAAUAGUGGUGAAUUGUGGGAUUGGAGAUGCUGCCCAGAACAAGAAAGGUUUGGAUUCGGCAAUGAAUGAGAUGGCACUGAUAACGGGGCAAAGACCUGUGAAGACACGAGCCAGGAACUCUAUUGCUACUUUCAAGAUACGUGAAGGUCAGCCACUUGGAAUUGCCGUUACACUUAGAGGAAAUGUUAUGUACUCAUUCCUAGAUCGGCUCAUUAACUUGGGGCUUCCUAGGACUAGGGAUUUCCAAGGUUUAAACCCUAAUAGCUUUGAUGGACAUGGAAACUUUAGUAUAGGAAUUCGUGAACAGAGUGUGUUCCCUGAGAUCAGGUUUGAUGCACUUGAUAAACCCAGAGGAAUGGACGUUUGCAUCACGACAACGGCCAAGUCUGAUAAGGAAGGCCUGAAGCUAUUGGCCCUAAUGGGUAUGCCUUUUAGAGAAGGUGGUGGUGGUGGUGGUGGUAGUGCUGCAGCAGCCCAACAACGCAAGAAGAAGCUCAAGUCUCACCAUUUCGAUAAGAAGGGUGGCAAGGGUGCACGGAAAUGAGAGCUUUCUCCUGCUAAAGGGAAAAAGUAUCUUUGAACCAUUUUGUUGUUAUUUUCAUGGCAUAAUUUUAUGGAGAAAUUCCAUAAAGAUUGAUGUUAAAUUCCGGUGAUUUGGUUGUAUUACAUUAUUGCAUAGGUAGUCGCAGCUGGGGAUUUGAUUCUCUGGUCUAAACCUCUUAAUCCAAUGUAGAAGGGUUUAUUCUCAAA
Hibiscus syriacus is the source of this 1028-nucleotide messenger RNA. RefSeq names its product 50S ribosomal protein L5, chloroplastic-like. NCBI's taxonomy places the organism in Eukaryota, Viridiplantae, Streptophyta, Magnoliopsida, Malvales, Malvaceae. The record is from RefSeq and is a predicted model, not a curated record. Gene Ontology annotation, cellular component: cytosolic large ribosomal subunit; ribosome. Gene Ontology annotation, biological process: translation. Gene Ontology annotation, molecular function: structural constituent of ribosome; RNA binding.